Messenger RNA from Cylindrotheca closterium, 432 nucleotides. The record is from the annotation of a GenBank genome assembly. Lineage: Eukaryota; Bacillariophyta; Bacillariophyceae; Bacillariales; Bacillariaceae.
AUGUCUCCAAAAUGCCCAGACAGACUGCUACCAGAGAUUCAAUGGAAGCAUCUGAAACACUAUGUUGAUUACGGGAAGAAGCUCAAUCUUAAUCAGAUUGGAGCAACUGUCCCAGCUACAGUUCCUGGAACUCCUCCAGCGACAAGUGUUAUCACUGGUGGAACAUCGAGUGUUGCGGGAAGUGUUAACACACCUUUGCGACUUGCUGGUACUACAGGUAAUCAAAUGAUGCAAGUUCCUUCAGGAAUGCAGCUCAUGCAGAUAACAACUCAAGGUGGCGGCACUGUUACUGUCCCUUACUCUAUGAAUGCUAACGGUGAAAUUGCGUUCAGUGGAAUGCAACUCAGCCAACAAGGCUUCAGUGGUGCUCAAGUGCGCCAAGGAUUUGAUGCAACUCCAGCUCGAACUCCGCAGGUCGUGAAGACUGGCUAG